UCCUUUCCUGCUGCCUGGUCCGCUAGCCUGUGAACCCAAACCCCUGGCACCAAUACUCCUGCUCUUUCUCCACCCCAUAACAUAUUGAUACUCCUGCCUGUUCAAUAGAAUCUGAUACGUUAUUUUCACCCGCUUUUUGUUUGCGACGGUGAUGAUAAUAGGCUAAGGGAACCCCCAGCCCUCACUCUACGUAUUUCACGUGAAGAGAAAACGUUGCGCGUGUUUCUCUCUCUGUUCCUCAUCGUUACCAUGGCUGCUUGCCUCCUGGUCGCGUCAGUUCUCCAUUUCCUGGCCCAAGCUCCUCCGGUGUCGAGUUGCGGCCCGCCCCUGGACGCGGCGGCCGCCACCGUCGCCCCGUCAGAGUGCUCGGAGCCCCACAUCGCGGUCGGCGACAAGUGCUACGCCUUCCUACUGGACUUCGCGCGCACGUGGGCCGAGAGCCGGGACUACUGCCAGAGCAUCGGGGGAGACCUCGUCGUGGUGCAGUCGUGCGACGAAUUCACCACGCUGGUUCGGAACAUCCACAUGCUCGGACAAGAAGUGCCAGACCGCUUCUCCUACUGGAUCGGCGGGACAGAUCUGGGAGACGAAGGUUCCUGGACCUGGAUUGAUGGCACUCCGAUGGCCAUGGGGGUGCCGUUCUGGGGGCAGGCUGGCGAAACGUUUGAACCGAACGGGGGGGAGACGCAGAACUGUGCUCAGAUCUACAAGGACGACCGUUACUUCAUCCACGACGGGGAGUGUGAGAAGCACGGCUACCCCCUUUGCCAGGAAGGUCUGGUGGCGCGUCUCGACAACCAGGGACAGCUGAUCAAAGAGGAAGAUUAAAAGCUUUGUCCAAAGGCAGAGCAAUCGGAGUUGGGAUAUGUGAACUGAUGCGUUGGUCAAGCGUGGGAAAAGGAUUGUUCUAGCUUGUUCAUUGUAAAUAGAGGGAGGUCGUACCUGUAUUCAUCAAUACUGAAAUGUACUUUAUUUUAUUUUUCCUUUCUUUCAAUGUUUCCUGUUCUCUACACAGCCUCCAAAUUAUCAAUUCCUGUUCAAAAAUACAUGAUUACC
Messenger RNA from Penaeus vannamei (Pacific white shrimp), 1056 nucleotides. RefSeq names its product perlucin-like protein. Gene Ontology annotation, molecular function: signaling receptor activity. The record is from RefSeq and is a predicted model, not a curated record. Lineage: Eukaryota; Metazoa; Arthropoda; Malacostraca; Decapoda; Penaeidae.